CUGUAGGAUUGCGUCUCCCAAUCCAUGCACUCCGCUCCGCUGUCUCGCCAACUCAACAUGGAGGCCGCCGCCGCCAUUGGCCUCGAUGACUCCGACCGCGACAGCAUCCGUUCCUCUUUCAGCACCGCCAUCGACUCCCGCCGCAGCUGGAUCAGCGACAUCAGCUUCGGCAGCUCCAGCUCCGUCUCUGUACGGUCCUACUUCGGCGCCGGCGACAGCGGCGGGACUGGCCUUCACCACCCGAAGCUGAAGCCUCACAAGGCGAACCAGGCCGAGUGGGAGGCCAUCCGACGCCUCCGCGCCGCCUCCUCUGGCCAAGUCCGCCUCGAACACUUCCGCCUCCUGCGCCGCCUCGGCAGCGGCGACCUCGGCAACGUGUACCUGUGCGAGCUCCGCGCCCCCGCUCAGGUGGCCUGUCUCUACGCCAUGAAGGUGGUUGACCGCGAGGCUCUCGCCUUCCGCAACAAGCUCCAUCGUUCGGAGGUCGAGAAGGAGAUCCUCCGCACUCUCGACCACCCUUUCCUCCCCACUCUCUACGCCGACUUCGAGGCCGCCCAUUACUCCUGCCUCCUUAUGGAGUUCUGCCCUGGCGGCGACCUCCACGUCCUCCGCCAGCUCCAGCCCGGCCGCCGCUUCCCUAUCUCCUCCGCCAAAUUUUACGCGGCGGAGACGCUGUUGGCGCUGGAGUACCUCCACAUGAUGGGAGUUGUCUACCGAGAUUUGAAGCCGGAGAACGUCCUCGUGAGGGACGAUGGCCACAUCAUGCUCUCCGACUUCGAUCUCUCCCUCAAGUGUGACGUCGUCCCCAAACUCCACAUGAUGCAACGCCUCACCACCGGCAGCAAGCUCCCGGCGAAGACCUCUACCGCCUCCUGCGUGCCGCCCAUGCAACCCGUUCUCUCCUGCUUCUACGGCGGCGACAAAAAGGCAAAGCGGGCGGCGCCGAGAAAGAACCCCGCCGCGGACGACAGGGAACGCGAGGACGACGACGAGGAGGAGCAGAUCGAGGUCGAUCCGGAGCUGAUAGCCGAGCCGAUCGCGGCGCGAUCGAAGUCAUUCGUGGGCACGCACGAGUACCUCGCGCCGGAGGUGAUAUCCGGCGGUGGCCACGGCAGCGCCGUCGACUGGUGGGCGCUCGGCGUGUUCCUCUACGAGAUGAUCUACGGGCGGACCCCGUUCAAGGGCGACGACAACGAAAAAACCCUCGUCAACAUCCUCAAGCAGCCGCUCUCCUUCCCCCCGUCGCCACCCGCAACAGACCUCAACAAGUACCCGGAAGACAUGGCCGACGCCCGAGAUCUGAUGGCGAAGCUCCUGGCGAAGAACCCCAAGAAGCGCAUAGGGAGCACCAAGGGCUCCGCCGAGAUCAAGCGGCACGACUUCUUCAAGACCAUCAACUGGGCUCUCAUCAGGUCGGUAACCCCACCGGAGGUGCCCAGAAACAGAUCAAAGAGCAGCAACAGACCCCCUCAGGCGGUGCCGCAAAAGCUGAGCAACAAAAAGCAAAGCGAUCACGAGCCUCCCGAAACCCCUCACUACAUCGAUUACUUCUAACUAACCGCCACGACUCCAGCUAGGCUGGCACUCUCCUGCCCGGUGUACAUUUUCGUAAUUUCACAUCCUGUGGAAAUUUUAGUUCGCCCUCUAAAAUUUAACUUAAUUCGACUUGGUACCUACGCGAUCAAAUUAAAAACUUUAGAGGGAGAAUUAAAAUUUCCGUCUCUGCUCUUAAUGUCUCUCUGAUCUCUUUUGGUUGCUUUGUGGUCUUCCUUUUGACCUGUGAGCUAUCAUUGUGGUGGUCUCCCUU
This is a messenger RNA of Zingiber officinale, 1807 nucleotides long. Its product is annotated as protein kinase PINOID 2-like. Bases 25 to 1554 code for a protein of 509 amino acids. Gene Ontology annotation, molecular function: ATP binding; protein serine/threonine kinase activity. Gene Ontology annotation, cellular component: cytoplasm; nucleus; plasma membrane. NCBI's taxonomy places the organism in Eukaryota, Viridiplantae, Streptophyta, Magnoliopsida, Zingiberales, Zingiberaceae. The record is from RefSeq and is a predicted model, not a curated record. Gene Ontology annotation, biological process: protein phosphorylation. The transcript has 2 exons.